CAAUUCGCAAGUUGGUCACUUACGCGCCAUGCGCGCGUAAAAAACUCGUGUUCCAACCUUUUCACAAACCAUCGUGUACUGAGCGCCAUCUCUUAUCCAAAAGAAAUAACAGAAUUGGUUUUUCUUAAAAUGUGUUGAAACACAAGGCUGUCAAACGAGAAGCGGAACUAAAUUGAUAAAUUACACAUCUUCACGACUGUUUUUCGUCGAACAAAAAAUGGAGGUAAGAUAAUACAGGUUAUCCACGUGCAUCUGAAGAGAAAAGAAGAUCCGACAUUUGGUAAUAACUUGUUAUACCGAGAAUCUCACAUUCCCUUGUCCUGUCACUACCUCCCACUUUGAGAUGAAUGGUCCCAUUUUCUUCACCAUGAACUAUUCCAUUUAUAGUUUUCUUUUGCCUUAUAAUCCUAUUUUCCAAACUUUCCUUUUUGUAUAGCAGUACUUUUACCUCCAUAUUUACUCUAGAUCGUCAACAUUGGCCAACCAAAUCGGUUGGUUAGUAAUGACGUAGGCGAAACAUUGGAAAGCGAUGGAACGAGAACGAUCUCUUCUCCAUCCGUGACCAUGCUGUCAUCGUUAAUCAAAGUACGUCGAUUAACAAGAUCUCGAUCCCGUUUUUUCAAAGUUAUUCUGUCUUUAUUGAAUUUUGGUCUUGGGGUUGAGCCAAGGCGCCUUUUUCAUAGUACUUGGGUUGACCUCAAACAUAUGACAACUAGUGUUUAUAUUUGUCGUUGACAUCAAACGUCGUUCUGCAUCUCUCAGUUUACUGUUCCUAUAGGAUUUGAAUUUCAGUAAAAGCAUUCUGUUACGCACACGAAUUCGUAACGGACACACACAAGGAUUACCUACUGUGAUAACUAAAUUAGAGACGACAUGGCUUCCAUUUCCAAACAUGUUGCAAAGUAUGGAUAUCUGCUCAUCCUCAAACGUUAAUACCCCUCCCCAGAUCGUAUGUGGGAGACUGGGAGGAGGCAUUUUUGUCUUUUCUAAUGGCUCCGGGACUUCUCUACCUCUCCGUCACUGAAUGCUGACCGCAUGUCCUCGUAGCUGAGAGCUUCGUAAACGUUUAUCUAACGUUCGCCUAUGACGCGCCUGCCCAUCAUUUGCGUACGUAUGUUCAAUCUCGUUGCACGAGGAUCUACGAUCUAGUUUCAAACGAAAAAUUCAAAGAUAAUAAGAAUAGAAUUAAAAUGUCGGAUUCACCGUCAUCAGCAACAGCUGAGAAAACAUCCAUUCCUGAGAAUGAGGAAACUGCUAUUCCUGUGACUGCAGAAACUUCUACGCCUGGGACUGAGGUAAAUUCUACCCCCGUAACUGGGGAAACUGCCAUCACCGCGACUGAGGAAAAUUCUAUCUCCGUGGUCGAAGAAACUCCUCUCCCAGUGCCCGAUGAAACUGCUACCCCAGAACGAGAAGAAACUUCUAUCCCCAAGAUCGAGCAAGAUGUCAUUCCUACGACUGAGGUGGACAAUGACGAAUCGAAAGAGCCGGAACUAGUCCCAGAUCCAGAAGAUCCGGCAUUCAAGGAGCUACGCCAACUCUUAGACGACUUUCAUCCUGUAUGGAAAAGAAGCACUGAGAUGGCCAAUGCUACAUAUGGCGUUGUUGUUUUCUUCGUCCAGGUAUUAAAUGUCUUUUACUGUUUAUGGUUUAUAAUUUCUGGUGUCAUUUGCAAUCCUUUAGUUGUGGGCCUUACUUAUUUCAACAAUGAAUGUGGAUAUAGACCCUACUGGCUUGAUAGUUGGGUAGCGAGUGUCGAUCUCACUCGCUAUUUGAUCGUUUUUGCCAUAAUGCUGGGUGGGAUGUUGGUUGCUUUACAUUCCUGGAGUGUAUACGUUUGCCAGGAUUUGUUUUGCCACUGUGUUUCUCGAGAAACUUUGGAUCUAUUGAAUGCCGCAAGUUGCCGAUGGGUUAAUCAACGAUUCAUUAUUGAUUUAUUGAUGAUUGGAACUGGUAUUUCGAUCGUGAUUUUCAAUGAAUGUUUUCUGUGCGUUCUUAUCUUCUUCAAACCUUAACCGAAGUUCUUUUGAAAUGGAACUUAAUGUUUAAUCUUAAUCGCAUUUUCCGUAACCAGUUCUUUUUUUGCAAAAAAAAUUCAUGCAUUUACAUUUCAUGUAUACCAAGGA
This is a messenger RNA of Daphnia magna, 2126 nucleotides long. RefSeq lists its product as uncharacterized. The record is from RefSeq and is a predicted model, not a curated record. NCBI's taxonomy places the organism in Eukaryota, Metazoa, Arthropoda, Branchiopoda, Diplostraca, Daphniidae. The transcript is spliced from 2 exons. The coding region runs from base 1191 to 2015 and encodes 274 amino acids.